AUGACAAGUCCCGCUACAAAGAGCAGCUACCCAGACCAGUCCCAGGAAACACUCUGCAGGAACCCGUUCCUCAGUAUCAAGUUCUUCGUUUUCUGCCAUGGGCUCCUGCAGCUCUCCCAGCUCCUGGUCUCCAGCUAUCUGAAGAGCUCCAUCUCAACCAUCGAGAGACGAUACGGCCUCUCCAGCCUGACAUCAGGGCUGCUGGCAUCCUUCAAUGAGGUUGGGAACACGUUGCUGAUCGUCUUCAUCAGCUACUUUGGGAGCCGAGUGCACAGACCCCGUCUCAUCGGCUGUGGUGCCAUCCUCGUCUCCUUGGCUGGGUUCCUCAUGGCUCUCCCCCACUUCAUAACCGGGCCCUACGAGUUUGACAAGUCUGUUGCCAGCAUGUCCAGCAACACCACCGACUUGUGCCAGCCCGGGCCGCUGGAGUCUCGGGGGAACCUCAGCGCCGCUGCCUGCACCCCUCAUGCAGCCAAGGAGAACCACGAGGUUCUCCUGGUCAUGUUCAUUGCCCAGGUGCUGCUGGGCAUCGGCGGCGUCCCCAUUCAGCCCUUUGGGAUCUCCUACAUUGAUGACUUCGCCAGCGAGAGGAACUCGCCCCUGUACUUGGGCAUCUUGUUCUCUGUCACCGUCAUCGGGUCAGGGAUGACCUUCAUGCUGGGCCCUGCCGUGCUGCGUUUUCACGUCGCCAUUGACAAAGUCACCCAAG
Messenger RNA from Mesitornis unicolor (brown roatelo), 709 nucleotides. RefSeq names its product solute carrier organic anion transporter family member 2B1-like. Lineage: Eukaryota; Metazoa; Chordata; Aves; Mesitornithiformes; Mesitornithidae. The record is from RefSeq and is a predicted model, not a curated record. Gene Ontology annotation, molecular function: bile acid transmembrane transporter activity. The transcript is spliced from 5 exons. Gene Ontology annotation, biological process: sodium-independent organic anion transport; transmembrane transport; bile acid and bile salt transport. Gene Ontology annotation, cellular component: membrane. The annotation marks the transcript as partial.